Molecule: messenger RNA, 1111 nt
Organism: Coregonus clupeaformis (lake whitefish)
Lineage: Eukaryota; Metazoa; Chordata; Actinopteri; Salmoniformes; Salmonidae
Gene: tmigd1
Product: transmembrane and immunoglobulin domain containing 1
Exons: 6
Coding region: 125-886 (253 amino acids)
Biological process (GO): cell-cell adhesion
Cellular component (GO): cell-cell junction
Molecular function (GO): cell adhesion molecule binding
Source: RefSeq, a predicted model, not a curated record
AUAGGGUUUAGUCAGACCUCUACAACCUCACCACUCUGGAUGGACCAACCUACAGGAAACUAACACAAGACUAACAAGGAACCAUUAGAUAACCUUUGAUAUUCUGUGACUUUCUGCGGGCAAGAUGAUGAUGUCAGUGAAAGGCAGUGUGUUCCUCCUGGGGCUCUACUUCACCACACAGAUCUCAGGGUUAGUGUUGCAGUCAGAGCCGGCAGUCAGUGGAGGGUUUGUCCAAACAGAGCUGGAGAAGACAGUGUCUCUGACCUGUCUUUCUGAGGGGGCGGGGCAUGAUCCCCAGGAGGCAGAGCUGGUGUGGCUGAGGAACAAUCAGCUGAUCAGCGUUGCAGCAGGCAACACCCAGGGCAGCAGCAGACUCUGUGUCACGCCUGUAACCCACAAAGACCACGGCGCCAUCUUUACCUGCCAGAUGAAGAACGAUUCCAGCGUCAACGCCUCAGUCCAGCUGGAGGUCACUUACGCCCCAUUGCACUCUGGGAUGGAGGAGGUGUCGGUGGAGCAGACUAGGGAGCUGGAAUUGUCAUGUGACGUCUUUGCCAACCCCCCUGUCUUGGUGUCAUGGCAACGGCACGGAGCCCCCAUUGACCUAUUAGAGGGCGGCUUCCUGCUGACCAAUGACGGCUGUAAGUCUCGUCUGAAGGUGGGCCAGGUGGACAGGGCAGCACACCAAGGUCCCUACAGCUGUGUGACGUCAUCGCCCAUCUACCCAAAUAGCACCAAAUCCUUCAAGGUCACCGUCACAGAUAAGACUGUUCAGUUCGAGACAGACCUGAUCUUCCCCAUGAUAGCAGGCCUGGUGGUGAUAGGCUGUACCACGUUGCUGGCCAUAGUCUCUCGCUGGAGGAGGAUCACACAGUGCUGCAAGUAGGAGGCUCUGAGCCCGCCACACCGCCGACCACAGCCAAUGAGAUCAGAGAAUAUGGCCCUGGAGCCCCUCCAUUGGAUAGAGGGAAACCAUGAGUGGUUCUUUACUGAUGAAUAGGUUUUGGGAUGUACUGUAUGUCUGAUUUCAUUAAUAUAAUCUAUUGGAUUUGUGAUGUGAAAAUAUUGUAUUUCUAAAUCAAAUUAAAGAGACACUCAGUCAUAUAUUUAA